AUGGGCAUUGAUGGAAAUAAUAUAUUGGCUGAAAGCUUAAAGCGACAGGGAAUAGAAUAUGUGUUUGGAAUAGUUGGUAUUCCAGUAAUAGAAACAUCCCUGGCAUUUCAAUCUGUUGGAAUCAAAUAUGUAGGUAUGCGGAAUGAACAAGCAGCAGCUUAUGCAGCCCAGGCCAUUGGAUAUCUCACAGGGAAGCCAGGAGUAUGUCUUGCUGUAUCAGGGCCAGGCCUUUUGCAUUGCAUUGGUGGAAUGGCAAACGCUCAAGUGAAUUGUUGGCCACUGUUGGUUAUUGCUGGCUCUUGUCCUGAAGAUCAUGAAGGCAUCGGGGGAUUCCAGGAAUGGCUGCAGGUGGAAUCCAGCCGUCUUUAUUGCAAAUACGCGGUGAGACCUCCAUCACCGAAGCUGAUUCCUUUACACGUCGAAAGAGCUGUUCGGAGCGCUUGUGCUGGCCGACCGGGUGUCGCAUACCUCGAUAUGCCGGCUACUCUACUAACGGCAGAGGUGGAUGAAGAUAAAGUACCUUUGGACUUCUAUAACGCCGGCCCGUUGACUCUUGCGCAUCCCGAUCCGAGUUUAGUAGAUCGCGCUGCGGAGGUACUAUCGAAGGCAGAGCGUCCUCUGGUGAUUGUAGGCAAAGGAGCGGCUUAUGGAAGAGCAGAGGAGCCUAUACGGAAGUUGGUGGAGAAUACAAAAAUGCCCUUCCUGCCUACGCCUAUGGGUAAGGGCGUGGUACCGGAUGAGUCGCCAUACUGUGUGUCGACUGCUCGUACGCAGGCCUUGCUCAAGGCAGAUGUGGUACUUCUCCUCGGGGCUAGACUUAACUGGAUGCUUCACUUCGGUCAAGUGCCACGAUUUGCGCCGGAUGUCAAAAUUAUUCAGGUGGAUAUAUCACCAGAGGAAUUCCACAAUAGUGUAAAGUCUGAAGUCGCUGUACAUUCCGAUAUAAAACCGUUCGUAGAUGCGCUCGCGCAGAAACUUGCGAAUAAGAAGUUUUCUCUGCAGCCAAGUGGUGGCUGGUGGCAGGCACUUAAGGAGAAACAGAAGAAGAACACUGAAUUUGUCGAGGCUCAAGCAAACGACAAAUCACUUCCGUUGAACUACUACGCCGUAUUCAAGACUGUGCAGGCGCAUAUACCUAAAGAUUCUCUCAUAGUGAGUGAAGGAGCGAACACUAUGGAUAUCGGGAGAGGGAUGCUCCUGAAUAAUCUCCCGAGACAUCGGCUGGAUGCCGGCACUUUUGGCACUAUGGGGGUGGGUCCGGGCUUCGCAGUUGCAGCGGCCAUGUGGUGUCGGGACCACGCACCUAACAAACGCGUAGUUUGCGUCGAAGGCGACUCCGCCUUUGGAUUUUCAGGUAUGGAAAUCGAAACGAUGUUCCGUUACAAACUGCCUGUCAUUAUCGUUAUUGUUAACAAUAACGGAAUAUACAGCGGAUUUGAUAAAGAAAUGAUGGAGGAUCUACAGGGGAGCGGUGAUGUCGCACAAUGCACGCCACCAACCGCUCUAUCCAGCGAAGUGAGAUAUGAAAAAAUGAUGGAAUUGUUCGGUUUUUCUGGACAUCUCUGCCGCACCACUCAAGAGAUUGAGGCCGCACUUAAGGAAGCCGUCAAAGUGACAGAUAGGCCCAGUAUUAUUAAUAUUCUAAUCAAUCCACAGGCGAACAGGAAACCGCAGACAUUUAAUUGGCUUACUGAGUCCAAAUUGUAA
Pieris macdunnoughi is the source of this 1707-nucleotide messenger RNA. NCBI's taxonomy places the organism in Eukaryota, Metazoa, Arthropoda, Insecta, Lepidoptera, Pieridae. The record is from the annotation of a GenBank genome assembly.